AUGGCAAUCAAUUCUUCGGCAAAUAGCUCCCCGCCUUCAUUUAUGUCCACCACACAACGUCUCCCUCAUCAUCAACAUCAUCAUGAGCAUUUCAGAAGAGUAUCAGGAAUAUUUCAUUUGCCGCACGUUAUUUCUUCACGGCGUUCAUCCAACACUUCAAAAGCUUCAAUACGGCAUCUAAGCACUUCUUCAGCAUUCAACGAUUCCAGAGAUACAGUAGAGAGUUCUCGCUCAUAUAUUAAUUCAACUGCUGAGGAAUCAAGCGGUACGAUGGUGCCUGAGACUUUAAAAUUUGAUCAUAUCCAGAGAAGAGGAAGAAAGCCUCCCCCAUUGACAAUUGAUGUGCCGCCUGAUGCUUCCGAUCGUGUCAGUCUACCAGCACCAAGCAUAAAUAAUGUGGAAUUCAACAAUAUUCGAGGAUUACCAACUGAGCCCCCGUCUUCGUUUCAAAGACAUCGUUUAUCUUUAUCUGGUAUAUCCCAGAAACAAGGAACCGCUCAAUCAAACGCCAUUUCAAAGCAGCAUCGUGGUACUUUGUAUGGGAGACUUCGAAGCAAAACACAAAAUGCUCUUCAUAUCAAAGAUGAUAUUGGCUCUCUUUCCGCAAAUAGAUCAAAUGAGGAUAAAAGUUCUGGCAGUACAAGUUAUAGCAGUACAGUAGUUGAGCCGUUCGCCAAUUCCUCAUCAUCAUUGGUAAGACAACAGCCAAUAAAGAAGCUUCCUGGUCUUAAAACCUCAUCAUCUACCACUCGAUUUGGCAACUUGUUGACAAGGACUGCCAGUAGAUUUCAUCGACAAUCCACAAUGGAUUCCAACAAAGGUUCCAUUUUCAAUAUUAAAUCGAAUAACUCAUCUGCAACUUUAGGAGAGAAGAACUAUUCUGACACGGCAACACUGCUGAAUGUCCAAAACUUGAAGGGUCACGACAAUUUAUCCAUUCAAACAUCGCUUCUUCCAUCCGUUUCAAAGGAUACGAAAUCACCGCUUGCUAGAACCUCCAAAGAAGUCGAACGAAUAGCGGCUUAUAGAUUAAACAAUGGCUCAUCCGACACACUACCAGGAAAAGUUCAAGCCGCCACACAACCAGCAAAGAACUGGAUGAAGGCGCAUUCGCACAUGUACCUACUUAGGUCACGUAAAGAUUCGUUAAAGUCAUCUUCAAAUUCCAAUUCGAAGGUAACUCGUAGAGGACAAGCUGAAACAAGAUACUCUUUUCGUCCGUCGGCGGCAAAUAAUACAUUUUCCACAAAUGAUCUUCAAUCUGUUCUAAAGGAGUUAGAAGAAUUGGGUACUGCCGAUGCUUCUAGGAAAAAUAUGAAUUCGGAAGACUAUGAUGCAUUUAGCAUUGACAGAGAAAACGUUGCAGACGAGUCUUGGGCAAUUUUUUGUUCUUUAGUUAACCCUUUAUUCAAAGGAGAUAGGCUAAAGGCUCCAAUGGAGAAGAUCAACAAACUAGUUUACCUUUAUCAGAAGUUGCGCUCUCCCGGAAAUAUCGAAAGCUCAAAUAAUGCCAUGCAAUGGAAUCAUAAUGAAGCAUCUGUUCAAAGUACGGCAAUGAGUAUGGAUUCAUAUAAUAAUCGCUUAAGCUCCUCUCCUUAUACUCCUAUUACUGCGCCGUCACCAACAUUUGGUUUUCCGAGUAAUACAUCAUCUCCCGCUGAGACUAAUGAUGUAUUAAAUACAAAUUGUGUAAAUGGAAGUAGACGGAUUUACGAGGAGGUUCAAGAAUUUCUUAAGGUUGGUAUGACAACAACACUAUCCUUACUUUACUACGAUCAAAAUGAUAAAAUCAUGAAGAUACGAUCCCUGCCAGGAUCCGAAUGCACAAACAAUAGUCGAUCAUUCACAAACACCGCCGAUAUGAGUUUCUCUUCAUAUCUAUCAGAUGAUAACUUUGAGAAAAGUUGUUUACUGCUUUGGAAUUUGUUCUACAGAAAAAUAUACUUUUAUCUUCAAGGAGUAUUUUUGCCAAUCAACAAAAACGAAGCAAAAGCAUCCGCACUGGGUGGCUAUAACAAUGGAUCAGAUCAGACGAUUUCAGAUAAUGACGUAGUUAUGUCGGACCUGAUUCUUGCGGCUUUCAGGGAUCAGGUGAUUAUUCCUUUAUACCAGGUCAAUAGACAAGUGGAAACGGAAAAUGAAAGAAAACGAGAGCAUGAUGGUGUCAUUGGUGCAAUGGUAUCAAAUGUUAACUUUCGGGAAACUAGAAUCGUUGAUAAUUUUGAAGACGCGGACAAAUCCGACAACACCGCCAUAGUGAAUGCGGACAAGUCUACAAGUCCGAAUGACGAUGAGAAAGCAAAUGAAAAUAGCACGGAUUCAAAUUACUUGCAAGGCACUGAUUUACUUAGAUGUUUCACCAUACUUAAUGGGGUACAGACGCAUGACACAAACCAGAAGAUUAUAGAGAAUCUCAUGCAGCAAAUGAGAGAAAGAUGUUUAAUGCAUAGAUCGUCUACGAGAAAUGAGCAAGACACAAGUGAAAAUGAUGACGAUCAAGAUUAG
Brettanomyces bruxellensis is the source of this 2505-nucleotide messenger RNA. RefSeq lists its product as uncharacterized. Lineage: Eukaryota; Fungi; Ascomycota; Pichiomycetes; Pichiales; Pichiaceae. The transcript has a single exon. Gene Ontology annotation, biological process: TORC2 signaling. Gene Ontology annotation, cellular component: TORC2 complex. The record is from RefSeq and is a predicted model, not a curated record. Bases 1 to 2505 code for a protein of 834 amino acids.